Kwoniella botswanensis is the source of this 3447-nucleotide messenger RNA. RefSeq lists its product as uncharacterized. The coding region runs from base 1 to 3447 and encodes 1148 amino acids. NCBI's taxonomy places the organism in Eukaryota, Fungi, Basidiomycota, Tremellomycetes, Tremellales, Cryptococcaceae. The record is from RefSeq and is a predicted model, not a curated record. The transcript has 13 exons.
AUGGGUGUCUUUGGAAAAGCCAAGCCCGCUUACUCCCCACCCGAACUCCCUACACACGACCCUGUACCAGCACGAGCAACUCAACGACGAGUAUCGCUCUUCCCUUCUCUCGCCUCUAUCGGACUUAGUGAACCUGAUCCCAAUGCUCCCAUCGACCCAGUCACCAGGGGCCGUACGUUCUCAGGUGAACAGCAGCGAGGAAUCAACGGGCGAAAGCUCUCUCAGGCAAUCGUACCAGCAUGGCACCGUAAAGCGAGUUUAGCAGUUGCAAGGAGGGAUACCAAUCCUGUUAAUUUGCGAUUAGGAGAGACAACAGCGAACAAUCAGGAUGGAAUGAACAAGGCUUUCUAUAAGUCAAAACUUACCAUUGAUGAUGGUAGUUCUGAAGAAGGUGGUUUUACCUCAGAUGAGGAUUUAGCUCCUAGUAGAUUAUCAGUAACGAGGAGGAACAAAGGUAAAGGGAAAGCUAAAGCUUUAGAUACCUUACCAGGAUGGGACGCAGCACCACCAUUGAAAGGUCGAUUGAAGAAGGGUAAAGGCAGAGAUAAGAAGAGUAAACACAAACAUCGAUCGAAAAGAGUAAUGAGAAGAUUAGACCAAAAUUUGGAUGCAUACAACGCAUAUGCUCAAAAUGGUUUAGUGCCUCUUACAAGAUCUGCCAAUACGACUAGAGAUGAAGCUGCCGCCUUGAACCCACCACCAAUGUCAAUAGGAAAUACCAUAUUGGAGGAAGAUGAGUAUAUGGUAAAAUCAAUCUCCCAACCCAUGUCCUUGAACACUGGAGCUCAGGAUGAACAGCCCAGAGCAGUCUUGGUAGGAGAUGGAUUUGACGCUUUGGACGUAAUGGCGGAUCAUAUCUUCAGAACAGGGGUACAGAAGAAAAAAUGGUUUAAAGCUCCCAGGAUGGGAGUGAGGAGAAAUGACGCAGCAACUGGUGUAACUAUCAGAGCGAGAACAGGUCUUUAUAGAACUUUCCCCGUGGAUUACGAGGCGUUGAAACCCUUUGAAGAAGCUAUCACUAGACUUAACCCAGAGGUAGCCAUCAAAAUCAAAUCCGACAUUGUCAACACCAUCAUGGAUACAUAUAUCAAUCCCUCUCCAUCAAUGACCGAACUUGUCAUCGACGAAAACACCCGUAUACAAAUUCUUGAUACUAUUGAACUUCUCGCUCGAGCUAGAAAACACCAGUAUGCUGCCUUUGUCCGAUCCGAACAAGUAUUGGUCGUAUGGGCAGAUGCAGUUGAAAAUGUCAUUCCAGCUGCUGAAGCAUUGGAGGAAUCACUCAUUCAGUUCGUAUGGCAAGGACCAGAAGUCAAUGUGAAAUUCAACUUGGUCAUGCUUCAAGAUGCCAAAGACCGUGAAGAGAUGAAAGAGCAGGAACGAAGAGAUUCGCAAAAUUCGAAUGAAAAAUAUGGUAUUGAUGGAGUGGUUUUACCUGAAUUGACAGCGGACGAUAAAGGAUCAAUCAAGACGAAAGAAGAAGAUAUGGACCCUGAAGAUAUAGCUAAAAGGGAGAUGCAGAGAUAUUGGAGAGAAAGACCUGUAAUGCUUAUUGCACCUUUCUCAGAUGGUGUGGCUAUCAUGCUUUGUCUAGCGUUGAUUUCCCUCGGUUUGAGAAUUUUAAUCAAAGAAUAUAUUUUGGAUGGUCAACCAUUGAGAUUUGUCCUCAUGAUUUUCUCUCCUGCUCUAUGUUGUAUCGCCUCUUUCGCUGCUAUGUGUGUCGUCGGUUCAAUCUGGCAAAUCUUCGGUCCUGUUCGUCAAGUUACCCAAAAGUCGAAGUAUUUCUCUGGUAUCGCCCCCAAGCGUCAUAUGGGUGAUUUAGCUCAUGUCACCGUCCAGUUACCCGUUUACAAGGAAUCACUCGAAGAAGUUAUCAUGCCUACUGUCGAAUCACUCAAAGUCGCCAUUACAACCUACGAGCGACAGGGUGGUUCAGUCGGUAUUCUUAUCUGUGACGACGGUCUUCAACUGCUUUCCAAGGCUGAAGCGGAUAAGAGACGACGAUUCUAUUUCGACAACAAUAUCGCCUAUGUUGCACGACCAGGACACAACGUCGAUGGGUUUAUUCGAAAAGGUCGAUUUAAGAAAGCUGGAAAUAUGAAUUUUGCUGCUGAUCUAUCCCUACGCGUAGAAGAAAUCAUGGAUGACAUGAGACCUUUGGCUCAAGAGAAGAAGGACCCUGAACAUCUCUGGAACGAACUUGACGAAAACGAUGUAUAUGAUGCUGCCUUGGCUCAAGCGCUAGAAGAGAAACAAGGUAAAGCUUGGGCAGCUGGUAACAUCAGAAUUGGAGAAGUGAUUUUGAUUGUCGAUUCCGAUACGAGAGUACCAGAAGAUUGUUUUGCCGAUGCCGUAUCGGAAAUGAAAGAAAGUCCAGAAGUCGCUAUCAUCCAACAUAUGUCAGGUGUCAUGCAAGUCGCUAAUCACUUCUUUGAAAAUGGUAUUGCCCAUUUCACAAGGAGUAUUCAACAUGCUAUUUCCUAUUGUACCGCUUCUGGUGAAGUCGCUCCUUUCGUCGGUCAUAAUGCCUUCCUUCGUUGGUCAGCCUUGCAGGAAUGUAUGUCCGUAGAUCCUGAUGAUGGUAUCAACAAGAUCUGGUCAGAAGAUCACGUAUCUGAGGAUUUCCAAAUUGCCGUGACACUACAGAUCAAGGGUUACACAGUCCGAUGGGCAACCUAUACUGGAGGUGCUUUCGAAGAAGGUGUAUCUUUGACUUGUGAUGAUGAGAUCAAUCGUUGGCAGAAAUACGCUUUCGGAUGCUCUGAGCUUCUGUUCCAUCCCUUAAAGCGAUGGAUAUUCAAAGGUCCUAUCACUCCUCUUUUCAAUCAAUUCAUGUGGUCUUCCAUCCCCAUUCACUCCAAAUUUACCAUCUGCGGCUACAUCUUCUCAUACUAUGCAAUCUCGAUCGCUUGGGUUUUGUCCGUUGCGAAUUACUUUAUCGAAGGUUUCGCUUUGCCCGUUGACGGUUACUACCUACCUUCAUGGAAAGUAACCUUGGUUUGUAUCAUCCUGUUCACCGGUCUGUGUAACGUUGCUUUCAUCACGCUUCGAUAUCGAUUGAAGAUUCCCAAUUGUGGACAACUGGCUUUUGACCAAAUCAAAUGGAUUCCCUACUUCAGUAUCUUCUUCACUGGAAUGUCAAUGCCUAUGUCAGCUGCUCUUGUCAGUCACUUGGUAGGGUACAACAUGACAUGGUCUACAACCGUUAAGACCGUUGAGAAAUCCAACUUCUUCUUGCAAUUGCCUAUCAUUUGGAGACGGUUCUGGCCUCAACUCAGUUUCUUUGGUCUUUGUGUGCCAAUGAUGAUCAUCACAUCGUCAAGCCUCAUGCCAGCGGGAUACAGAGUUUCGAGUAUAGAGGUUUACGUACCGAUGGGUAUCAUAACGGCUUCACAUCUAUUAUACCCAUUCGCAUUGAACCCUUGGUUCUUGUCUUUCUCUUUCUAA